Molecule: messenger RNA, 358 nt
Organism: Prorocentrum cordatum
Lineage: Eukaryota; Dinophyceae; Prorocentrales; Prorocentraceae
Source: the annotation of a GenBank genome assembly
CUCGGCCGCCGGCCGCUGAUGCUGGGCGGCCUGUGCCUGCAGGGCUUCGGGCUGGUCGGCGCGGGCGCCUCCGGGUGCCUCCCGGCCCUGCUCGUGGCCAGGCUGGGCUCCGGGCUGGGCGUUUCGGCGCUGGCCAGCGGCUGCUCCACACCGGGUGUUGCCAGAGACCUCAGCACGCCGCUGAACCGCGCCCGCGUCGGCGCGACCGCAGGCGCCGCGUUCAGCGUGGGGAAGGUGAUCGGGCCCGCCGCCGGGGGGGCCCUCAUCACGCACCUCGGCCUUGCGCCGGCGGUCCUGUCGGCCGGCGGGGUCUUCUUCGCGGCCAUGCUGUACACGCGCGCGGGCGUGGCCGAGGAUU